UUACUUCAUGCUGUAUUCCUAUGCAGAAAUGCAAUGAUUGGCCAGUCAGAGACUGUAAUUUAACCUUUUCCUCACUUGCAAAAUCAUGCAAGGAUUCUUCCUUCAACACAUUUUUUCCCCUAUGGCAUCGAGUCUUGUUCCCAGAGUAACACUAACAGGGUCGAAAUAUUAGCAGUUCAGUUUGCGGCUAUGGUGUGAGCAGUUACCAAGGUGGUUUAAUCUGCAUGUUUACAGUUUGCCCAGCACAUACCAUUCCUUGCCUGGUUUUCUAGCUCUCUCAUUUUCACAAAGGAAAAUACUGCAGUUACCAAGAGCUGCUCUGCAGGAUAUCUUUACCGAUGGGAAAUAUUAAUUUUUUAAACUGUGAGCUCCAGAUGCUGAAGCAUGUAAAGCUUCAGUAUGUAAGAAACAAAUCCAGCCCUAUUUGGUCUGCUCUCCUGACUUGUGCUACCUUUGCAGUGUGUGCCAUAUCAGUAGUGGGAGGUCUGACAACAUGAUCAAAUCCCUGAGAGAGAAAUUCCGGUCUUGCAGAAUAUCUUUAAACCCUUGUGUGGAAACUCUUUAGUUUCUGUAAAUUUAUGGUGUCCCUUUGAACAGGGCUCAGAGAUUAUUAUUCUAACACUGCUUGCCUUAAGCGGGGAAAGCAGACAUACGGGAAGUGUCAGCAGAACAACCUAUCUGUCAGGAGCAAAGAACAAGACUUACAGACGAGGAAGUAGCUUUGCUGUAAUGAGUAGUUCAGAAGUCAACAAAGCUGUCAGCAAAAUGCAUCAUUCUGUGCGGACUGGAAAGAAAAGACAUCAUGCUGGUGAAUAGGAUGAAGGACAAAAUAAAUCAAGGCACAACAUGACUCCAGAAUGUGGGAUCUUAAGUACAAUCAUUACUUGCUGUCCCUGGCAUGAUACUUUGGAACUAAUGCUGGAAAAUGACAGAAGUCUGACAAUCGACAUUAAUCUUGAAGUCCAUUCUAAAUAGGAGCAAAUGUGAUUAUUGUGAAUUCUUAGAAAUGGAAAUGCUUUAUGAAGAGGAGAACUCUGUGAACCCAACAGCAAAUUCCUUACUACAAUUAAACCAAGACAGAAAACUCUGCAGAAAUGUGUUUGCAUUUGGAGAGAUUAACAGGUCUCAUGUGUGUAAUCUGACUUCAGCCUUUGAAGGUGUAAUGAAUUGCUCUUGCGAGGGGAGCUCCGCUCCAUUGUACAACACAUCGUUUUUUCAUCUUCAUGAGAAAAACUGGCCGGCCUUGCUAACGGUCAUUGUGAUUAUUGUAACCAUUGCCGGGAACAUUCUUGUCAUCAUGGCUGUAUCACUGGAGAAAAAGCUACAGAAUGCUGUGAACUAUUUCCUGAUGUCACUUGCAAUAGCUGAUAUGCUCUUGGGUUUCCUUGUCAUGCCUGUGUCAAUGCUGACCAUACUGUACGGGUAUGCAUGGCCUCUGCCUAGAAACCUCUGUGCUGUAUGGAUCUAUUUAGAUGUGCUUUUCUCCACUGCUUCAAUCAUGCAUCUUUGUGCCAUCUCUAUGGAUCGCUAUAUUGCUAUACGAAAUCCCAUCCAUCACAGCCGAUUUAAUUCAAAAACAAAGGCUUUUGCAAAAAUAAUUGCUGUUUGGACUAUAUCUGUCGGUAUUUCAAUGCCUGUUCCUGUGUUUGGACUACAAGAUGAUUCCAAAGUGUUCAAGAAUGAAAGCUGUUUACUUGUGGAUGAUAAUUUUGUCUUAAUAGGAUCCUUUGUGGCAUUUUUUGUUCCACUCACUAUCAUGCUGAUCACUUAUUUUUUAACAAUAAGAUCCCUUCAGAAAGAAGCUACAUUGUGCAUUAAUGAUCUUAAUUCAAAGACCAAGUUUGCUUCAUUCAGUUUCUUCCCUCAGAGUUCACUUUCUUCAGAUAAAUUCUUCCAGCGCUCUCUGACCAAAGAACUAGGGACCUCUGGAAGGAGGACAAUGCAAUCAAUCAGUAAUGAGCAGAAAGCAUCCAAAGUACUUGGGAUUGUCUUCUUUCUGUUUGUUGUGAUGUGGUGCCCAUUUUUCAUCACCAAUGUGAUGGCAGUCAUUUGCAAGAAGUCGUGCAAUGAAGAUGUAAUUGGAGGGCUACUUAACAUUUUUGUCUGGAUCGGAUACCUUUCUUCAGCUGUCAACCCACUAGUAUACACUCUCUUCAAUAAAACCUACCGAUCUGCUUUCUCACGUUAUAUCCAUUGUCGCUACAAAGAGGAAAAGAAACCCUUGCAAUUGAUUUUAGUGAAUACUAUCCCUGCUAUAGCAUACAACUCAAGCCAACUUCAGUUAGCACAAAUGAAGUGUUUACAAAAGGAGUCCAAACUGAUAGCCAAAGAUAGCCUAUAAUGAAAAUUGGAAUACAUCAUUUAGAAGGAAUCUUAAAGAGCACCACCAGUCAAGUGAAUGAAAAGGUUUGUGACUCUGUGAGCCUGUUCACAGCUACCAUGGCAACCACGGGACAUUCCUGAGACAUUAUUACCUAUGAGUUGCUAGCUUAGGAAUAACAACCCCCUAAGUGAACCAUCAGGCAAAUUGGAAAUCGGUCAUCUUCUGUUAAUUAAAACCUGAGUUUAAAUGCUGAGAUGUGCAUGCUCUUUCAUACAAGACUUCAGCUUCAGAACAAGAUUUAUUUUUUAAAUGUUGAAUAAUAUAUUUCUCAAAAUAAACUGUGGUGGACGGUGAUACAAACCAUUGGCAGUUUUUUAAAUGUAAAGAUAUUUGCCUAAGAUCUUUAUCAUUCAUGAAGUCUACAUGCAAGGUUUUUGGUACCUCCAUCCAAAGCAUCUUUUCAACCAAUCCUGGGGAAAGGUUUAGACUAGGCUGGCUGGAUCCAAGGAUGUUUGUUUGUUUUUCUUUUGCAGAUAUUUGCGAUGGAAUGCAUGACUCUGUACCACUUCACAACAGAUUGUAUGGCAUUUUUAAAAAAUGGAUUCUUUGCAUUCCCUGCAUUUGUGUGGGAAAGACACAUGCAGGCAAUGCAAAGAAUCUAUAUAUUGAAGUUACAUAUUUAAUAUUUAAUGUCACAUCAGCUAUCUGGAUAGGAAAUAUGUGAAAAUACUUUAAAAUAUGUGCUUGUAUGCGUGUUUGUUUUUUCCAAGUAAAGGGAAAAAUGCAACAGCUGACAAACUGCACAAGGAGGAGCACGGACAACUAGAGUGCCACCUGCACGCCAUGCUCAGGUCAUCACCACUGAUGGGGCUGUGCUUCAGAGUAGCACAUAGCUGCACAACACAACACCUAUUCCAAACACAAUUAUAUUUAUCCCAAUAUGUUUAUAUAAUCAGGAAUUGGAUUUGCUUGAGUGUAAUAUUGGGGUCUGGCAUGAUUAGAUCAGGGCUCCCUUUUCAAUUAGCUGCAUCUCCCAAAAACAUCUGGGGGUCAGAGGACAUUGGAAACAAGAUCGCAUUUGGCCCAGGGGCUGCAGGGAGAUGUCAGAACCCUUGAUCUGCUCGCACACAAUACCUCCAGCUAACUUCAGUGGAUUUGUCCCUUUCCCCAGCACUUUCCAGAUCGCAUGCUAAACAGGGGUAAAAUGCUUCAACUUGGCAGGAUCGUAUUGAAAACGAUCCCCAGAAUCUCAAAUUCCUACAAGAGGAAAAUACAGCUAUUUUUCUGCAAUGGACUUGCAACGUUGUAGCACUAUACCACAAACAGAAAAUCUGAAAUAAGGCACUGGAAAUGUGAACGGCACCUUACUGCCAGCACAGGGACUGUGGUGUCACAACACAGGAAGUACGGAAGCUAGGGAUAUGCAUGGAACCGGCGACUGCCAGUUUAAAGGGGGAGGAUGGCUUUAAGGACCAUGUGCAUGUUGCAACGUCCGCACGUGCACCAGGCACUUCUGUGUACUUCCAGUCUGAUGCGCACCAGGGCAGCAAGGAGGUACACUGCCGCCCCAUGGGACUGUUUUAAACCACAGCACCAGCAGGAAAAACACAGCUGGCAGGGGAAGCACCCUCCCUUGUUAUUCAAGCUAUCCCCCCCCGGCCCCCACCUUCAAACCAGCCAAACCACUGGGCUUUCGAACCAGUUCAGAGGUCCAUAAAAGGGCUUCCAAAUCUGUGCAUGCACAUCCCUAAUGGAAGCACACUUAGGAGAUCCAUAGUGACAAAGUUGUAGGGUUUAAUCUGGAAAGCACCCCUAAAGUUAUCCUGUUCCAGCCCCUAGAAGCAACUUUUUGGGGCUACAGUGCAGAGGCGUAACUAUAGGGGGGGCAGGGGGGGCACGUGCCCCGGGCGCCAUCUUUUCUGGUCACGUGGGGGGCGCCGCCAUGACCAAAUUUUUAAAAUUUAUUUAAAAUGUUUUGUUAAUACAAAUGUUUCCUGCUCAGUGCAGCAGCGCUGCAGCAGUCAAGGGAGCGCGUCGGUGCCCCCUUCCCCACGAGCGGUCCCUUCCGCGCCACCUGCGCCCCCCCCCAUUGCUUUGCUGGUGCCUGGCGGCCAGUCAGUGGCCUGGCUUUGCGGCAGCGGCAGGUGCUUGUGAGGAAAAACCUAAGUAUAAUGUAGUAUGUUGGGGGGGGGGUGGCGGGGGUGCACAGUGGGGGGGGCACCAUUUCAGUGUUUGCCCCGGGCGCCGUUUUCCCUAGUUACGCCUCUGCUACAGUGGGGCAGUGGAGGAUGGGAAAUUCCCCUUCCAGUUGUUCCUCUGGAUCCAAUCCCUUAACAUGAUACAUUUAAAAAUACAUUUGACUUCUAUAAAUAAUAGGAAGCAAUAGCUUGUACAGAUGAAGCUAUGUGGAAUUUUUGCUAGCUCAGUUUUGAACUUCUGAAUUUUGAAAGUCACUGAAGUAAUUCAGUCCUGUUUCCUUCUCUUAGUUACCAUUCAGAAAUCUUAACUGCUUUUCUGUCACUCACCUUAUUGUUGAUUAUCUUGAAAAGCAAAUAGAAUAGAAGCGUUCCUUUGUUACUGCAGCCAGUACUCAUUUCUACUCAGACUCAUGUUUUAUUCUCAACUCUAAAUUUACCUGUGUUCAGUAGAACUAGAGAGAGGAAGAAAUAUACAUGAACAUGAGGAUAAAAUCCUGUCUGAUUUCUGAGGUCAAAGUGCUGCCCAUGUAAUAAAGCCAUAUAAUCGGCAUUGAGCUGCUUGCCUGAAAUGAGUAGCAAUCACCUCUCAGGUGAGCAGCUGUGUUGCAACUAUAUGUACCUGCAUCUCACCAGUGCUGGCCAAAGCUGCUGUUCCUGCUGCUGAAUAAGGCAGAGGAGAGUUACCUGCUUCCAGUAGGGAUGUGUGAAUCAAAUAAUUCCAGUAGGGAUGUGUGAAUCUAGUUGAUUUGGGUGAUUUGGAGACAGAACAAAUCACCCCUGUGGUCCAUUGGCUAGAUCUGGGAUCAAAUCGAAUCACACCAGAUUUGAUUCAAAUUGAUUCAAGAUUCGGAUUCCUCCUAUUAAUUUCCCCAGAUUCCCAGCUUUCAUCUUUUUUUAAAAAGCUAAGCUCUAGCCCUUGUAGAAGUGGAGUUAUAGAGCAAAAUGUUUGGUCACUAUUUUUCAAGUGUUUGGAUUCUUUGCUGUAUAACUUUUCCUCAAUUAAUCCCUAUGAGGAUUCAUUACACACGUUCAUUUUGACUGUCUUUGGACAGUGGCAACUGUCAUGUGCCAAAUACACACCCUCUCCCACCCGCAAGGCAGUGGGAUAUAAUUUUUGUUCUAGGAUUUUUUUCAAAUGUUUAGACUUUUUGGUGUCUAAUAACCUUUCUUCAUAAUGAAUCCCUAUGAGGAUUCAUUACACACCAAAGACUCUAAACACCUCAAAAAUUCCUAAAAUAUAAACUGAGUACCCAGUGGCUUGCGGGUUGGGGGUAGAUGGCACAUGGGAUGCCACUAAUUCCCCACCUGCAAAGCAAUGAACAGAAGAAAUGAAAGUCUGUAAUGAAGACACCAAAGAAUCUAAACACUUCCGCACAUUUUGUGACCGCACAUUUUGUGACCGCACAUUUUGCUCCAUAACUUCACUUCUACAAGGGCUAGAGCUUAGGUUUUUUUUAAAUUAAAGCUGGAGCAACUUCGAAUCCCCAUUAUUUCCUAUGGUGCAAAUAUUCAAAAUCAGUUAAAAAAAAUCAUUUUAAAAAAUCAACCAAGUGCCCCACUGCCUUGAAAUUUGGGUAGUAGGUGGCACCCAUGGGGAGCUACCCACCACUCAAAUUGGGUGCCCCUAGGACCUUUAUAAGUGGUCUGAAUCAAUCCAAAUCCAAAUAAAAUAAAAUCUGGGGUGAUUCGGGGGCACAGAUUCUGACACAAAACAAAUCAGGGGUGAUUUGAUUUGGGCACAAAUUGAAUUGAAAAUAUCAAUCCAUGAACAUCCAUAGCCUCUAGGCCCGUAGCUAGCCUCAAAGUCUUGGGGGGGUCACAAAAGUCAGGGGGGCAGGUUA
Hemicordylus capensis (graceful crag lizard) is the source of this 6362-nucleotide messenger RNA. RefSeq names its product 5-hydroxytryptamine receptor 2A (gene HTR2A). Gene Ontology annotation, molecular function: neurotransmitter receptor activity; G protein-coupled serotonin receptor activity. Gene Ontology annotation, cellular component: plasma membrane; dendrite. The record is from RefSeq and is a predicted model, not a curated record. Lineage: Eukaryota; Metazoa; Chordata; Lepidosauria; Squamata; Cordylidae. Gene Ontology annotation, biological process: G protein-coupled receptor signaling pathway, coupled to cyclic nucleotide second messenger; chemical synaptic transmission. The transcript has 5 exons. Bases 1007 to 2341 code for a protein of 444 amino acids.